This is a messenger RNA of Ostertagia ostertagi, 639 nucleotides long. The record is from the annotation of a GenBank genome assembly. Lineage: Eukaryota; Metazoa; Nematoda; Chromadorea; Rhabditida; Trichostrongylidae.
UUGAAGACACAUCCCUAUCUACGAAUACCAGACAUCGAUAUUGGUUCUUUGAAUGUUACCCAUCCGGGAACAGUAUACGUCGGUAAAACGGCGACCAGGCCUCAUCCAUCAUUUUUCUACGUCGAACUGGUAUGCAAUAUGUGGUUUUCGGGUGAAUUUCUCUUACGUAUGCUAUUCUGCCCUAAAGUUGGCCCAUUCCUCAAGACUCCUGUCAAUAUUAUUGAUUUCAUAGCAACUAUAUCUUUCUAUAUCGACUGGGCUCUUGACAGCGCACUGUCAGGAGCGAACAGAGAUUCUGUCGAGUUCUUCUCGAUAAUUCGAAUUCUUCGAUUAUUCAAACUCACUCAACACUCAGUUGGCCUGAAGAUACUUAUACAAACAUUCAAGGCAUCAGCACAGGAGCUCUUUCUUCUGGUGUUCUUUGUGCUACUUGGUAUAGUCAUAUUCGCCGCACUCGUCUACUACGCGGAGCGGGUCGAAGACAAUCCCGAAAACCAGUUCGACUCGAUACCAGUGGGGCUGUGGUGGGCCGUGAUUACUAUAUGUACUAUCGGAUUUGGUGAUUUGGAAACGACAGCUCUUCACGACGGCCAAGCUAUACCUAAAACUACAUCAAAGAUUACACACUCGUGUCACUAA